AGUCCAUUUUAAACGGAGGGGUGAGGUAGUUGGUAUCUACGCCAAACAGUUGAAAGAAACCUUUAUGAAAGUAAAAUCCAGUGUUUCGAGUGAAUUAUCACUGAUAUCGUGUGAAAAACGGGUGAUUUCUUGUAAAAAACAAUCGGUGAACGCCACAUUUUCGCCGUAUAAAACCAAAAUAAAGCCGUUUGCAUCGCUGUUGUAGCAACUAGGCAGUGUGACCAACAGGGCGGCCGAAAAUUCCACUGCGUUUGGAACAAUGUGAAAAGAGUUGUGUUGUACGUAAAUAAAUUGUUUUUUACGCGUAACAUGUGCAAAAUUUUAAAACAAUUGACGUGGAGUGUUAAAAACCUAGUGGUUGGUUGAAUUUGAAAGGUUUUUGUUUGACUGACGACCGAAUUCCCGCGACAAUGGAGCUUGGUGACCGUGUUUACGCCGCCGAACGUAUUAUGAAAAAACGGGUUCGAAGAGGCGUCGUUGAAUACUACGUAAAGUGGAAAGGCUGGAGCCAAAAACACAACACCUGGGAACCGGAAGAAAACAUCCUCGACGGGCGAUUGAUCGAGCUGUACGAAAAAAGCCAGAAAAGUGAUGGGCCGCACAAAAGGGGCCCGAAGAAGAAAGAACGGCCCGCAGCGCCAGCGGCGCACGUGGAAACCGAGGACGAGAGCCAAAAGAGCGGCGAAGAGAGCCAAGACGAGGGGCCGCCGCCUCUGAAACCGGGCAAAAGGGAAAAAUCCCCGAAGGAGGACGAGGACGCACGAGCCGGUUCGGAGGAGAAGACCUCGGGGGACAACGACAACUCGAACAGCUCGAGCAGCGAGGACAGGAGACCUUUGCUGUCGAGGAUAGACGUGGCGGGGACCAAGCGGAAGGCCGAGGUACUGUCGAAGGAGAGCGGAAAAAUCGGGGUAACUAUCACGACCAGUAGUCCUACUAGCUCCAGUCCGCCGCCUGCAAAGACCCCGAAAGUGUCCAAAUCGGCCGCACCGAGCCGGGUGAACGGCCGACAAAAAGCGGAAGAGGACACGACCUCGUCGACGAUCCCGUCGGCCUCGAGCCCCGCCGUGCUGACGGCGACGGCGGCGCGCACCAGCGCCGACAAGCGGCCGCCGCCGUCGACGGACGCGACGUUGCCGCACUCGUCGGUCAAGGAGCCGGCGUCGCCGAAGCCGGUGGCCUCGCGCACCGACGAGAAGCGCGCCGACAAGGCGAAAGCGGCCGCCGAGGCGAAGCAGGCCGACAAGCCGCCCGUCAACGGGCACCACAACAACAACGUACCUGCCGCGGUCACGAGCCCGGGCUCGGAGUACUGGAUCGCGCGGAACCCCGUCGCCGACCAGGUCUUCAUCACCGACGUCACCGUCAACCUCAAGACGGUCACCAUCCGCGAGUGCAAGACGGAGAAGGGCUUCUUCAAAGACAGAGACAACGGCCAUUCGAACGAUGUGGUUUGACUGUCCAAGAGUGCGCGUAGUGCGGGUGAACGUACAGGGUAGCUCGGAAGCUGGAGCGAUUUUUUUGGUGAUUCUUUUUCAAAAAAAAAAGUGUUUUCUUUGGGAAAUGGCCAAAAUAAAUUAUUUUGGGACAGUGUUUUUUUAUUUUAAUCAAUGACUUCAAUAACUACCCGGACAACAUUCGUGAUAUUCUUACGAACAUCAUGUCGUGAUUUUCACAAAUUUUAUUCGUACUGAUAUCAUAGGAAGUCACUGCGUGAGAAAUGAAAAUCAUAUCGUGAUUUUUUAUGCCAUCGCUGUUUGCGAUUGACCGAUGGCCUAAAAAAUCAUGUCGUGAUUUUUUAUGUCAACGGUGUUUGGAUAAUCAUUUUUGCGCCACGUUCGUAUACUAAGAGAAAAAUUAUGUUGAAUCAACAGUUUUUGCGGUUAAUUACAUUUAAUAUUUUCUUGGAUUUAAAUUAACUAUAUAUAGUUAAUUUAAAUCCAAGAAAAUAUUGAAUGUAUUUAACCACAAAAACUGUUGAUUCAAUAUAUAUGUGGGUAUACUUUUUCUCUGCGAAUGUGGCGCAAAAAUAAAUAUCCAAACACCGAUGACAUAAAAAAUCACGACAUGAUUUUUUAGGCUAUCGGUGUUUGGGCAUAAAAAAUUUUUUUUAUGCCAUCGGUGCACCGACAUGUUUGGAUAUUUAUUUUUGCGCCAAAUUCGUACAUUGAAAGAAAAAGUAUGUUAACAAUUGAAUUAACAGUUUUUGCGGUUAAAUACAUUUAAUAUUUUCUUGGAUGUAAAUUAACUAUUCAUUUAAAUCCACAAAAAUAUUGAAUGUAUUUAACCACAAAAACUGUUGAUUCAAUAUCCAUAUAUGUAGGUAUACUUUUUCUCUCAAUGUACGACUGUGGCGCAAAAAUAAAUAUCCAAACACCGAUGGCAUACAAAAUCACGACAUGAUUUUUUAUUCCAUCAGUGUUUGGUUAUAAAAAAUCACGACAUGAUUUUUUAUGCCAUCGGUGUUUGGAUAUUCAUUUUUGCGAAACAUUUGUACAUUUAAAGAAAUAGUAUGUUAACAAUUGAAUCAACAGUUUAACAUUCAAUAUUUUCUUGGCUUUAAAUUAACUAUAUAUAGUUAAUUUAAAUCCAAGAAAAUAUUCGCAAAUAUCACACCGUGAGUUAUACAUGAUAUCACUGUGAUGAAGCAUGUGUAUGCACUCAGCGUAAUAAAAAAAAAUCACGUUGUGAUAUCAUCAUGACUUCACCAGGAAAUCCCGAUUGUUGUCCGGGUACAAAACAGGAAAAUACUAUUUCUUAAAGAUUGCGGUUAAAUGCAAAAAUACGUAUAGAAUUAAUUCUUUUUUACAGAUUUUUUAUAUAAGCUUAUAUAAAAAAUCUCGGGUGAAAUUCACUGCGCGUCAAAAUUAACGCAUAAAAACUCUAAAACGCCUUUACCAAUAUUUAUGAAAUUUUGUAUAAAAAUACUUACAUCUCAGUUAACGUUUUCAAUGGUUUUUCGAGAAAAUAUUUGUAAAGCCCUUUCAUUUAAUAAUAAAAAAACGUUUUAAAAAUAACUUUUAGGGAUUUUUUUAAGUAAAUAAAAAAUAUGCUGUUAAACACCGUAUUUUUGUUUGUAUACCAUGAAAAUUUUGUACAAAUCAAACGAACAGUAACGAAGAUACAUCGCUUCAAAGUCGGUAAAAACGACCCCCUUUCGAUUAUUUUGCUGAAAAAGUGGUCAAUUUUGACGACUUUGAAGCGCAGUAUUUUCGUCACUGUUCGUUUGAUUCGUACAUUUUCAGGGUAUACUAACAAAAAUACGGUCUUUCACAGCAUAUUUUUUAUUUUCUUAAAAAAAUUCCCUAUAUAAGUUUUUUUUGAGCGUUUUUUAUUAUUAAAUAAAAAGGCUUUAAGAAUAUUUUCCAGAAAAACCCUUAAACAUGUAAACUGAGAUAUAAGUUGAAGUAUUUUUAUCCAAAAUUUUAUAAUUAUAAACAUUUGUAAAGGCGUUUUAGAGUUGGAUUUUUUACUUGCUACGCGUUAAUUUUGACGUUAACAUUAUUUUUAUAAUUAAAUAUCGUCGAUUCUAACCUUGAAAUUUAAAUUUUUAUUAAACUUAUAAUAAAGAUUGAAAUUUAGAAAUUCUUAGACUCGUCAAUAUUAAGUGAUAAAAAUUUAUUUUGUAUGCAGUGUUUAAAAUUUUCGAAAAAAACAAAAAAUUUAGAAAAUUUUCCGAGCCUUUAAAACAUGACAAGCAUUUUAAACGGAGAAAAUGAAAAAUUUACAGAAUAAUUGUAUUUAGCACAAUUUAAUUUAAUUUUCUGUAUGAAAUGCUUUUCUGCAAGGUCCGGAAAAAUGGAUUUUAAAAAAGUUAUAAACCAAGUUUCUACUCAUUUUUUAUUUGAGCUUUCGUUUUCAGAUUAUCGAUCUUCUUUUGUUUUUACACAAACCUUUUUAUCUCCGCUAUUUAUGGUCGUAUUUUGGAAUUGUCUUUUUAAAAUCCAGAAAAAUAUCGACCAACAAAAAUAAAGAGGUUUAUAUAAAAACAAAAGAAGGUCGAUAAUUCAAAAACAGAAGCUCAAAUAAAAAAUAUUUGUUUAAAAGUCUUAAUAAGCCUUUAAAACAUGACAAGCAUUUUAAACGGAGAAUUUGCAGAAAAAUUGAAUUUAGCACAUUUUUUAAUUUUCUGUAUAAAAUGCUUUUCUGCAAGGUAUGGAAAAAAUAUUUUUUUUUGAAAAAUUGGAUUUUAAAAAAGUUAUAAACCAAGUUUCUACUCAUUUUUUAUUUGAACUUUCAGUUUAUCGACCUUCUUUUGUUUUUACAUAUACCUUUUAUCUCCGCUGUUUAUGGUCGUAUUUUGGAAUUGUCUAUUUAAUUUCCUCAAAAAUAUCGUCCAACAAAAAUAAAGAGGUUUAUAUAAAAACAAAAGAAGGUCCAUAAUUCAAAAACAGAAGCUCAAAUAAAAAAUAUUUAAAAAAGUCUUGAUUAGCGUUUAAAAGCGUCGAACAAAAAAAAACAAAAAAGUAUAGUAAAGAGUAUAUUAAACUGCUUUUUUUGUUUUUUCUCGGGCCGGAAAAAUUGUCUUUGUUUUGGGAAAAAUUGAUUUUUUUUAUAUUUAAAAAUACAAAUAUUUCAUUAUAAAAACAUUUUUUAAGAUAUUUGUUUUUUGACAUAAAUUUUUUCGAAUCUUGCAGAAAAUAUUUUUUACUGCAAGCCCUUUAAACGAAAAAAUUGGUAAAUUUGCGUAAAAAUUAACUUUUGCAUAUUUUUCGUAUUUGUAGUAUUUUUAGCAGGGAUAAUAUGAAACAUUUUUUCUAAAUAUUCGGAAAUUUUUUUACAAUUCGUACUACAGAUAAUACGGAGACAAUUUUUUUGAAAAUUUUAAUAUUGCAGUCUACAACCUCUAUUUGAGUUUGAAUAGAAACACCUUGUGUAGGGUUUUCAAAAAGAGUACAUUUUGAGCCAUUUCCAGUUUAAAUUAACACUUUAUUCGAAAAACUAAUCAUUCUUAAAAAAAAACGAAACAUUUAUUUUUGUCGAGAAUCUGUUGUACAGUGGUGGACUGGCGGUGCUAAAUUAUUAUGUGGGUACUUUUCGCUCAAAAAUAUAAACUAACGUGACAAAUUUAACCAAAAAUAUUUUUGUACAUUCUAGUCUUUAAUAAGAUUUCAACCAAAAUUUGGCGCCCUUAAUUUUUUACUGCCCUACAAUCCAUUAUAAGUUUACAUUCAACAUGCAAAUUUACAAUGGAUAAUUUUAUUUUAUUAAUAAAUAUUUAACAUCACCCAUAACUUGUAUAAACAACAUACAGUAUUAUACAUAAUUUAAUUAUGCAUUGUUAUAUAAUUUAUAUUAUAGAGAAGUACCCACGCCUUCGAAAAUCACUUUUAUGUUUAAAACCCAUUCCAUUGAACAUGAUCCAUUAUUGUUUGAUGCAUUACUUUAAUUAUUUUGUACCUCCUAUUAUUAGACCUUAUUGUUGAUUACUUAUUUAUUACGUAACUAAUUUAUUUUUUAUUAAAAUUAUGGCGACUUUUUUUUUACCUUAAUUUGUACAUACUUUUUUAAUUAUGUAAAUGCUAAAUUCCCCAUCGAAAAUAAAUAUUUUUGUUAAUGCUUGGGGCGUUUAUUUUAAGCUGUAAACUUGUAUAUAGACUGUAAAUUAAUUUAAAUUUAAAGAUUGUUUUUUGUUAAUGUUAAGGUAUUUUUGAAAUAAAAAAGUAGAUAAAG
Messenger RNA from Brassicogethes aeneus, 5673 nucleotides. Lineage: Eukaryota; Metazoa; Arthropoda; Insecta; Coleoptera; Nitidulidae. The record is from the annotation of a GenBank genome assembly.